This is a messenger RNA of Echinops telfairi (small Madagascar hedgehog), 6130 nucleotides long. It is a transcript of the gene MCM3AP, whose product is annotated as minichromosome maintenance complex component 3 associated protein. Bases 308 to 5989 code for a protein of 1893 amino acids. The transcript has 29 exons. Gene Ontology annotation, biological process: mRNA export from nucleus. Gene Ontology annotation, molecular function: nucleic acid binding. The record is from RefSeq and is a predicted model, not a curated record. Gene Ontology annotation, cellular component: transcription export complex 2; cytoplasm; nucleus. NCBI's taxonomy places the organism in Eukaryota, Metazoa, Chordata, Mammalia, Afrosoricida, Tenrecidae.
GGCUUAGGUACUUGCACCCAGCCUUUGUCUGCACCCGGCGCCUAGGGGACCCAGGGCACGGGCGGCCUCGGGCUUUGGAGGCCCUGCAGCCUAGGAGUGAGCGCAGCGUCGACGUUGGGGCGGCUCAGAGCCCCACUUCCGCCUUGACGGCCGACGCUAACGGGGCGGGCUGGGCCCUUGGACGGCGGGACUCGCUGGCUUCUUGUGAUGAUAAAGGAGCACUGCGAUGGCACCACACCCUGUUUAAGGAAAGGGGCUCAUUUUGCACACAGUCCCUACUACUGUCUGUCAGAACUUGUAUCUGAAGAUGAACCCCUCUAACCCUUUCAGUGGGCAGCAGCCUGGUAUGUUUUCACCGUCUUCCAGCAGCACCCUAGGGGCAUUUCAUGCCAACCAGCCAUUCCAAUUUGGUCAGCCUUCUCUUUUUGGACAAAACAAUCCAUCACCAGGACAAAGCUCAGGAUUUUCACACAUGUCCAGCUUCCCAGCGCCUUCAGGAGCAAGUCAUUCCUCUUCAGGGCCAACUUCAAAUGUUGGGCUCUUUUCUGGACUUGAACACAGUUCAACCUUUGCAGCUGCCUCUGGAUCUUCAAGUUCAUCUAUGUCUGGAAACCCAGGAUUUAGCUUUAAAUCACCCACCAACCUUGGGGUUUUCCCACAUUCGUCUCCCUUUGGACUGGAAGCUGGAGAGAGAGUGACCUCUGGCUUUGGAAAAACUGAAUUCCGCUUUAAGCCUCUGGAAAAUGCGAUGUUCAGACCAAUAUUGGGGGCUGAAGCUGAGCCUGAGAAAACCCAGAGCCAAAUUCCUUCUGGGUUUUUCUCAUUUUCCCACCCAGUUAAUAGUGGCUCUCGGGGACUGGCCCCUUUUUCGGUUCCUCCAGGGACAAGUAACUCGUCUACCAAUUCAAAUUUCACCUUUUCAAAACCAGUUAAUAAUAGUAACAGUUCAUCAUCUGUGUUUGCACCUGCCUUGUCAAACCAAAGCGUAGAGGAAGAGAAGCGAGCUCCUAAAUCCCUGUUUGGGGGUUCUCACAGCAGCUUCACCACAUUCCCUGCGUCAUCUUCCGGAGCUUUGGGUGACCCGUUUGCAGGAGGCAAAAUAGCUGUGAGGCAGGGAUGUGAAGAAGCGGUCUCCCAGGUGGACCCACUUCCCAGCCUCGUGAAAGGCCUGAAAAGGAAGGAGGACCAGGAUCGCUCCCCCAGGAGACAUGACCGAGACAUUGUGGAAGACUCCGACUCCCUGUCCCGGAGCGACCACCCGCCCCCGGAUAAGCGGCCUGUCCACCUGAACCGACCCCGUGGAGGCACUCUCUUUGAUCGGACCUUACAGGACGUCCUGAAGAGCAAUAAAGACGUAGGCCGUGUGGGCAAGGAACUUAAGAGGGAAAGUGGCUGUGUUGAGUCGGAGGAAAACACGCAUCUGGCUGUGCCAGGAGGGAGUCCGUCUGUCUUGGCCCUUUCCAGGCUUUCUGGUGUGAAAAAAGAGGAAGAAACAGAAGGCAGAAGUAAAAAAGAAGAUUCUCUAAGAGGAACUCCUGCACCGAGGAAGAGAGGCGAGAGCACAGACAGCCUCGGGGGCGUGUCCUCUACGGAAUUGACGGCCAUCCAGUGCAAGAACAUCCCCGAUUAUCUCAAUGACAGGUCCGUUCUGGAGAAACACUUCAACAAAAUCGCCAAAGUGCAGCGGGUCUAUACCAGGCGCAGCAAAAAACUCGCUGUGGUGUAUUUCUUCAAUCACGCAUCUGCAGCCCUGGCGAGAAAGAAGGGGAAAAGUCUGCAUGAAGAUGUGACCAUCUUCUGGCAUAAGAAGAAAGCAAGUCCCAAUAAGAAGCCCUUUAUCCCCAAAGAAAAGCAGCCAGGCGACGGUGACGCGAACCUAGGCCGGGAAGACGUAUCCUCCCACUCCCCCCUGUGCAAGCCCGUGAGCAGGGUGGCAGCCAGCAGCGGCCUCCUGAGUAAAAGCUCUCCCGUGAAGAAGCCUAGUAUCCUAAAGGUCUCCCAAUUUGAUGGUGACCGCUUUGAUUCUGGCUCCGAGAGUGCUGAGGCUCUUGGGCUCUGUGUGUCCUCCCUCAAUGCCCUGUUGGGCACCGUGGCCGAGACCGCUGAGGAGAAGUAUCGCCUAUUGGACCAGAGGGACCGGGUCAUGCGGCAAGCUCGGGUGAGGAGGACAGACCUGGACAAGGCGAGGACUUUUGUUGGAACAUGCCCGGACAUGUGUCCUGAGAAAGAGCGGUACAUGCGGGAGACACGGAGCCAGCUGAGUGUGUUUGAAGUGAUCCCUGGGACAGACCAGGUGGACCACGCGGCAGCUGUGAAGGAGUACAGUCGGUCCUCAGCCGAUCAGGAGGAGCCCCUGCCGCAUGAGCUGCGGCCCUCAGCGGUGCUCAGCAGGACCAUGGAUUACCUGGUGACCCAGAUCAUGGACCAGAAGGAGGGCAGCCUGCGCGACUGGUACGACUUCGUGUGGAACCGGACACGGGGCAUUCGGAAGGACAUCACACAGCAGCACCUGUGCGACCCCCUGACGGUGUCUCUGAUUGAGAAAUGCAUGCGGUUCCACAUCCACUGUGCUCACUUUAUGUGUGAGGAGCCCAUGUCCUCCUUCGACGCCAAGAUCAACAACGAGAACAUGACCAAGUGCCUGCAGAGUCUGAAGGAGAUGUACCAGGACUUGAGGAACAAGAGCAUCUCCUGUGUUGGUGAGGCAGAGUUCCAGGGCUACAACGUGCUGCUCAACCUCAACAAGGGGGAUAUCCUGAGAGAAGUGCAGCAGUUCUCGGCUGCUGUUCGCAACUCCCCCGAGGUGAACUUUGCCGUUCAAGCCUUCGCUGCGCUCAACAGUAAUAACUUUGUGCGGUUUUUCAAACUGGUCCAGUCUACGUCUUACCUGAAUGCUUGCCUUUUACAUUGCUACUUUAAUCAGAUCCGUAAAGAUGCGCUCAGGGCACUCAAUAUGGCCUAUACGGUGAGCACACAGCGGGCCACUGCCUUCCCCCUGGACAGCGUGGUGCGCAUGCUACUCUUUCAAGAUGGGGACGAGGCUGUUGACUUCCUCAGCCUCCAUGGCCUGACUGUUUCUGAAGGCUAUGUUGAGCUAAACCGGUCGGCUUUCCUGGAACCAGAGGGCUUGACCAAGGCCAAGAAGUCGGUGUUUGUCACCCAGAAGCUGAAGGUGUCUAUUGGGGAGAUUGUGAAUGGGGGGCCACUGCCUCCUGUCCCCAGCCACACACCCAUGUGCAGCUUCAAUUCCCAGAACAAAUAUGUGGGGGAGAGCCUGGUGGUGGAGCCAGCCCACAUCCCCCAGAGACCUGCCACAGAGGCCACUGGUGUUGGGAGAGAAGAGCGUCGCCCCGAGCCCACCAUGCCCCUGCCCGGGCUGCUCCCACAGCCUCUGACCCACAUGGCCAUGCCUGGGUCUCUGCCUCGCCUUCCAGCCCCAUCCUCGGCUGUGGUGCCUGGCCUCUUCCAGCCCCCGACACAACCGGAGCCACUGCCUCCGAGAAUGGCGCCUGUGUACUCUGACUCGGACAUUGCACAGGUGGUGGAUGAGAUCAUCCAGGAGGUUCUCCAGAGAGACUGUGAGGAGGUCGGCACUCUCGGAGCGGAGUACACAGCCACGGCCCUGGGUGCAUCCGUUGUGGCGCUGGAUGAGCUGCUGGGGGCUGCCACUGAGGACAUUCUGAGAGUUGUUGCAGCUGAGGGUAUGAAUGAGGUGCAGGUCGAGGAGGAGCGGCGGCGGCGCCGGGUGGAGCAGGAAAGACUGAGACAGGAGAGAGAGCUGCUUUUAUCUCAGCUGAGCCAGGGACUGGCUGUUGAGCUGACGGAGCUAGUGGUCACAGAAUGUGUCCACGAGACUGCUGCCCAGGAGCUCAGGUGUGCGCUGGAGGCUGACCAGCGGGCCCGGCUGGAGCGCUGCUGCGAGGAUGUCUCUGCCCACUUGGCGGACUUAUUCGUGGAAGAAGAAACCUUUCAGACAGCAAAGGAGACCCUUCAGGAGCUUCGAUGCUUCUGCAAGUAUCUACAGCGAAAGCGUCACUUUCUCCUGCGGAGCCUCCUCCUGAACCUGGGCCAUGCGGGCAAGAUGGGCAUCUCCUGCACUAGACUGAAGCAGCUCAGGGACACUGCUGCUCACCGCAUGAAGGUUCAGCACUUCCACCAGCAGCUGCUGAGAGAGAAGGUAUGGGCACCUCUGGACCUGCCGACCCUUGUGGCCCAGCACCUUCCUGAGUGGCAGGAGCACAUGUUCUGGAAGGUGGUGCUGGUGCUGCCCGAUGAAGAAGACCUGCCCUCAGGGAGUCCCAGCAGACUGCUGGCAAAUUGGUUGAAAGUCAAGUUCACGGGAGUGGUGUCCGGCGCCCUCAGUGACCACGCCUUAGAUGCUGUGCAGGCGCAGAAGGAUCUCCUGGGUGCCAGUGGGCUGCUGCUGCUGCUGCCCGCCCAAGUGCAGAGUGAGGAUGAGGCAGAAGAAGAUGUGUACUGGCUGUCGGCUCUCCUGCAGCUCAAGCAGCUCCUGCAGGUCAAGCCCUGUCUGCCCGAGGUGCCGCUGGCCGUUCUCAUACCCAGCCUGGGCAGCGACACCAUUGAGAGGGACGUGGAGGAUGGCCUGAUGCUGCAGGAUUUGGUGUCGGCAAAGCUGAUCUCUGAUUACACCGUCAUUGAGAUCCCAGAUUCCAUCAGUGACUUACGAGGCACAGCUAAGGUCUCACAGGCAGUGCAAUGGCUGGUUUCUCGAUGCCCCCGCACCCUGGACCUCUGUUGCCAGACGCUCACUCACUACGUGGAGGAUGGGCUUACGCGGGAGUUCAGUGACCGGUUUUUCCACGACCGGCGGGAGCGGCGGCUGGCCGGCCUGGCCUCGCAGGAGCCUGGGGCCGUCAUCGAGCUCUUCAACAGCGUGCUGCACUUCCUUGCCUCGGUGGCCUCCUUCGAGCAGCUCUGCGAACUGUCCUGGCCCAUAGCUGAGUUUGCUGAGGUCGGGGGCAGCCAGCUGCUGCCCCACCUACACUGGAAUAGCCCGGAGCACCUGGCCUGGCUAAAGCAGGCUGUGCUUGCCUUUCAGAUCCCGCAGAUGGACCUCCCACCGCCUGGGGCGCCCUGGACCCCCGUGUGCGCCAUGAUCCUCCAGUACGUGUCUCAGGUCUCCAGCUCGUGCCAGACGCAGCCUGUCCUCCAGUCCCAGGUGGAGCGCCUGCUCAGCAGGACCUACAGCAAGUGGAGGAGCCAGAGCCCCACAGCAGGCCAAGAGUCGGGCCCCGCCGUCUCCGAGAUCCCCUGGGAUGACCUUCUUGCCCUGUGCAUUGACCACAAGCUGCGGGACUGGGCACCUCCCCGUCUCCCUGUCUCCUCAGAGGCAGUGAGUGAAGAUGGUCAGAUAUGUGUAUAUUUUUUUAAAAACCAUUUGAAAAAAUAUGAAGUCCCUUUGUCUUGGGAACAAGCCAGGACCCAGACGCAGAAGGAGCUGCAGAGGAGCCAGGGAUGCUUGGGGGUCAAGUCUCUCCACCCUUCUGUGAACCAUUUCCCCACCACGUUACUUCACGUCCACCUGAAGCAGAAGAGCCCUGCGGCUGGCUGGAAAGAGGGUGUCCCCCGCACAGAGGACUUGAUCUGUGGAGCCUCGGCCGGAGAACGCCUCGCCCAGUGCCUGGCCAGCAGCCUCCUGCUGGAGAAGGAGGAGAGCAGGAGGUUUGAAGAUCAGCUUCAGCGGUGGUUGUCUGAAGACUCGGGAGCAUUUGCAAAUUCAACUUUCCUUCCCCUCUACCUUCCUCAGACUUUGGUGUCUCUGCCUCACAUUACCCAACCAGCGAACACUUCCACAAGUACAAGUCCACAGAGCAAAAGUACAGGAGAGCACGUGCAGCCAUCUGAGGUGAAGAGUGGGUCUCUGACUGAGCGGCUCAAGCACCUGGAAAGGCUUAUCCAGAGUUCAAAGGAGGAGGAGGUCGCCUCCGAGCUGCAUCUCUCCACGUUGCUGGACAUGGUGGACAUUUAAGCACCCAGCAUGUGAGAGAAGAGGGUCUCUCUGGAGGGGAUCCUGCUCUUCCCCCAAAUAAUGUUCUUCUCAGAUAUGUGGAACCCUGCUGAAUACAAGAUGUUCAAUCAUGCAAAUAAACUAUUUGAAUUCUCUAUGAAA